Messenger RNA from Magnolia sinica, 573 nucleotides. RefSeq names its product anthocyanidin 3-O-glucosyltransferase 5-like. The coding region runs from base 1 to 573 and encodes 190 amino acids. NCBI's taxonomy places the organism in Eukaryota, Viridiplantae, Streptophyta, Magnoliopsida, Magnoliales, Magnoliaceae. The transcript has a single exon. The record is from RefSeq and is a predicted model, not a curated record.
AUGGACAGCCCAAAGCACCAUGUGGCAAUCCUCCCCAGCCCCGGCAUGGGCCACAUCAUACCCCUCCCAGAGUUCGGUAAACGUUUAGUUACUCUCUACGGCUUCCACGUCAGCUUCUUCGUCCUAACAACCGAUGCCUCAGCUGCCCAAACCCAUCUCCUCCGCUCCACAAAUCUUCCCCAAAACCUUAACAUCAUCCACCUCCCACCGACCGACGUCUCUGGACUGAUCCCUCCCGACGCUGCAAUAGAAACCCGAAUGUCUAUCAUCGUUAGAGAAUCAGUCCCCGCCCUUCGUUCCGUACUAGCAGAGCUGGCGCGGCCCACCGUCCUCCUUGUCGACAUCUUCGGCACCGACACGUUCCCGAUCGCAGAUGAGCUAAACAUGCCUAAGUACGUGUUCUUCACAUCGACGGCAAUGCUGCUAACGCUCCUGAUGUAUUUGCCAACGCUCGACGUGGAGGUUACAGGAGAGUACGUCCAUCUCCAAGAACCGGUGCGGAUUCCUGGCUGCAAGCCUAUCCAGAUUGAGAACUUGGUCGACCCGUUACUGGACCGGAAGAACGAUCGGUAG